UGUAAACUGAGACUUGUGAGGGGCAAGUUUAUAUGCAUGAAUUUCAUAUGUCAAGAGUACCCAGCAACAGUCGACUUCAAGUUGAAAGUUCAUUACACUGUGCUGGAUUGUACAGGCAGGACCACUGUAGUGUUUGGAAACAAGAUGGCUUAUGAGAUAUUUGGGAAAACUGCAUGUGAGAUGCAGCAAGUGCUUAAUAUGCAGGGCUGUGGGUAUGAUUUUCCUGGAGAGCUUGACAUGUUGGUCGGCAAGACGUUGCUGCUGAAGAUAAAAUUGAAGCAGCGGAAUCUGGAGUAUCCUGAUAGCAGCAUGUAUGUGCAUGCGUAUUGUCAAGUAGCUGACAUGGUGAUUGAAAAUUUUAUUCCUAUGAAAGACCUUGGGUGUGGAAAUUUCCAAGAUCAAGUAACUCCAAAAAGUCAGUAUGAAAUGGAGAAGGAGAAUAUACAGUUGGAAGAGAUGCAUGCCAUACAGUGGGCACCACGUGUGAAAUACAGUAAUAAGAGGGAGAAAGGAGGGAACAAAAGACGACGACAAAGAAUGAAGUACCUUCAUGAACUUUAUGUAGUGCGUGUUAACAAUGCUUGCAUGACAAUGAAGCCAGAGAAACCGCUCAAUCAAGAAAGGAUGUGAUUUUGGCGUUAUGCAAUUUGUGUGGACUCCCUUCAAUCAUGUCCAAAAUAUUGUGUGCAUGAAUUUAUUCAGUCUGUCUUAUUAGGUAUAGUAUUUUGGCCUUUAGUGGCAAUAUUGUAUGGUUAUUGUUAGUUUUCGAUGUAGUAUUAGGUUGUGUAACUUAGUCGAAUGUGUUGAUGUAUCUUUUAUAUUUGGUGGGAAAUUGUAUGAUUGUAAUUCACUUCUAUUUUAAUAUAUCGUAAUAUGUUUAUGGUGUUUUAUUAAAAA
Messenger RNA from Neltuma alba, 897 nucleotides. RefSeq lists its product as uncharacterized. The transcript has 4 exons. Lineage: Eukaryota; Viridiplantae; Streptophyta; Magnoliopsida; Fabales; Fabaceae. The coding region runs from base 37 to 630 and encodes 197 amino acids. The record is from RefSeq and is a predicted model, not a curated record.